GAAUUUCUAUUACAUCACCAUGCUGCGGGACCCGGUGUCGCGCUACCUGAGCGAGUGGAAGCACGUGCAGAGAGGCGCCACGUGGAAAACGUCCCUCCACAUGUGCGACGGCCGGAGCCCCACGCCGGACGAGCUCCCCACGUGCUACCCGGGCGACGACUGGUCCGGUGUGAGCCUGCGGGAGUUCAUGGACUGCACCUACAACUUGGCCAACAACCGCCAGGUGCGCAUGCUGGCCGACCUCAGCCUGGUGGGCUGCUACAACCUGACGUUCAUGAACGAGUCGGAGCGCAACACCAUCCUGCUGCAGAGCGCCAAGGCCAACCUGAAGAACAUGGCCUUCUUCGGGCUCACCGAGUUCCAGCGCAAGACCCAGUUUCUCUUCGAGAGGACAUUCAACCUCAAGUUCAUCUCCCCCUUCACCCAGUUCAACAUCACGCGGGCGUCCAACGUGGACAUCAACGAGGGCGCGCGCCAGCGCAUCGAGGAGCUGAACUUUCUGGACAUGCAGCUCUACGAGUACGCCAAGGACCUGUUCCAGCAGCGGUACCACCACACCAAGCAGCGCGAGCACCAGCGCCACCGGCAGCGGCGGCUGGAGGCCCGCAGGCUGCAGCGGGCGCAGCGCGCCCACCGGUGGCCCAAAGGGGAAGGGACCCCCGAGGGAGCCGUCACCGAGGACUACAACAGCCAGGUGGUGAGAUGGUGACCCACCAGCACCGCCACCGCCACCGCCAACACACGCACACUCUCUCCUCCCUCCGGAGCCGCGGGGAGGCUGCUCCUGGACCUCCGCUGCCCACCUUCCUUGGAGAAUGCUGGAUGCUUCUGGAACAUCUGAGUGUCUGUGGCUUGACUUGGCCUCCGGCUUCUUCCUUGUCUUUCUCUUUUCUCCCAGCGGGAGGUGAUGUGUCUCGUCCUUCUUGUUUUCCCUGACAUUUUUUUCCCCUCCUGGUGAAAUAAGGAGGGGGAGGCGUUCCAAGCCACUGGAGAAUCCUCUAGAAGGUCACGAAGAGCCAGGAACACCUCCAAAAGAGAACCCACUCCUGGGCCAUGGUGUGAAAGGGCAAACGGCGCUGCAAGCAGGCACGCAUGAAAAGCCAGAUGAUGGCUUGGAGGUUCUGCUGAAACUGGUCUGUGGCAUCCUGUCUCUGUGCUGGGAAGGCGCCUCAUGGAGAGAAAGAGAGAGAGCAAAAGAAGGGCUCUGUCGGCCCUCGGAGGAGGUUGAGGCCCCUUCGCCCACGUGGCUGUGACUUAAAACUCUGAGUGUGGUUUAGAUUGCUAAGUAGAGUAAUGUGCUUUGUCCUUGAGGUUGUUGGGGUUAUUUUUUGUUGUUGUUUUGGUUUUUUUUCUGCCAAAUCACCACUCCUGUGGAGCCUCACUAAGGACUCGUGCCCUGCAGAGACCCUGCCGUGUAGCCUGAGCUCAACUUCCUGCCCAGGUUUGGGGAACAGAAUGUGGAAGCAGUUGGGGGUCUGCGUGGCCCCUGAGAAAGGCACACGAGUGGGGCAUGCAAGAAACCCUUUCUUACUAGCCUGUAUCUCGGGAGAGUGCAGGUUCUCUUGGUGUGUUUGGGGGAGGGGGGGAGGAAUGGAAGCAAGGAAUGGAAGCUCUAAGAAGGAAGGAAAGGGCAGGAGGGAAACUCCACGUCUGACAGCUCGACCUGACUAUAGAACCUCCCUUUACUAAGGCAUCUUUCCACUUUUCACAUUUCCGGGAGCUGUCAUCUUCUUUGAUAGUAGUACCUCCUGGUUUGAAAUUCUGCUCUCACAGAGGAAAAGAUAGUUCAAAAGAAUGUGGCCGGCAGAAUAGGAGCUGAGGUAGCAGGGAUCUCAAAUAUGUUCAAGGUCAGUGAAUCAGUAAUUACUCCGAUUCAGGUCAGGAGACAGGGAACUCAAUGAGACAGUUAAUCAGAGGAGUUUAGAUCAACUCUGCCUCCCGACAGCCCCCAUCUCUCUAGACCGACAACCUGUUUCCUGCCCGUGAGGGUUUUCCCAGUUGUCAGACUGUGUCCACCGCCAGCCAAAUAGGCAAAAGUGUCUAAACCUGAUCACAGAGAAUGUCCCGAUACAACCGCUGCUGUAUAUUUUCACCUUUCCCAACUGAACAGCCAGAACCGGGCAAUUUCUCCUCUUAAGAGGAGACACCAGGAGGAGGGCAUGAAUCGGAAACCCUGCCUUGGCGUUCAGGCAGAGGAUCAGAGUGACGAGAGUCUCACAACAGAUUGAGCAGAUGAAACCCUUCAAGGAGCUGAAGGCAAAGUGAGCGCACCCCCUGCAUCAGAUCGGAAGCUUAUUGCAUUGAUACCCAGCAUGUUUGAUGCUUAAUCCAGCUUUACAUAAGCCACAUCUCAGCCUCUGGGAUACCCGCCCUGGGGUUUGAAAAGCACUCGGAUUGUUUCUUUGAAACUCACUUCCCAUUGCUGGCAGGGAAUGCAAGCCUCGCUGAGACUUGGAGGCAGCCUCUGCUAACUUCAGACUGUUCCUUGGGCCCCUCUGGAUUUUUAUCAAAAGGCUUUCCGCAGUCUUGCUGCUGAAGGCGUGAUGUAUGGGGCUCCACUGGAGACCGAGAGCAGGAUGUUCAGAGGAGAAACCAUCUCUCUGUGUUGGCCUGAGGCCAGUACGGAGCAAAUUAAAAAGACCGACACGGGCUUCCUCUCUCAUAUCAUCUCAUUCGAAAGCAGCACGCCUGUCACCUCCCCGGGGGCCUGUGUUGAUGGAAAAGGAGAGGGAGGGAUGUGGUUCGUUCUCCUUUCCCCCCCCAAAAAAUUGACUGUACACCUCCACGCUGAGGGAAGCUGGGAGAAGGGAUUGCCGGCACGAGACAGCUGGGCCUCAGGCUCCCAGGGGCGUCAGCCACCCUGCCAUCCCAAACCAAGUCGGUUCCAGACACUUUCCUGCCAACCGUCCAAAAGGAAGCUGAAAAUUCAAAUAAAAAUAAAAGUCCCCGGCAAGUUCCACAGCCCACUGAUGUCUCAAAGGCCCAGGUAAACAUUCUUUCCUCCAUCCAGAAUCGCAGACACAGUAACAAGAUGGAGAUGAAAUGUCCUUGGGGAUGGUGCGUGGGGAAUGUGUGUAUGGGAGCAGGUUAAGUUAUUAUGAAACGCUGAGAUACAGAUGAUCUAUUCUGUCUAUGUCUAUUUUGGUGGCCUAUUUUUAGGGACUAGAGAAAUCUGCCCUGAGAGUUAUUUGGAAAACCUUUCCAAUAAUUGAUACCAUUAGCAAGUCAAUGGUAGGCCACCAUUAGGGAUGGUGUAGGGGUUAUUAAAUAUCAUCAUACCCCUGGCAUCCAAAGGAGGCAGGUCAUAAGUAGUUUGAUCAAAAGUCUGAAAUAUGAAAAUUUUUUUCUAAAAUCUCAGGAAAAAAGAAAGUCUUCCUGAUGAACCUAACAAGAAGAGAAGCCCAGGUCACUAGAAAGCAAAUUGAAGUUCGUUGUGUAGGAUUCUCAUUUGGCUGCUUGAGCUGAGAAAUUGAUAAUAACAAUCACUGCAUUGAUAUCGAAGUCAUUCCUUUCUUACUUAAAAAGAAAAAUCAAUUUGAUGGCACUGGUGUGUUUCAUGACCCUCUCUUAUUGCUCUUUCACUCUAACAUGCACCUUCCACCUCAUGGCCCAAAAUGGCUGUUGAAGCUCCUGCCAUCUUAUACAUUACACUUCAGCAGUAAGAAAGGAAAAGUAAAUUGCUUGUAUCACUUGCCAUUGCAUCUCUGGUCUACAACCUGGUGAGCCACAUUUCUAGCUUCAAAGAAGGCCAAAAAUGCUUUUAUUCUUCAUAGUACUGAGCUAUGAUAAAUGUGAGGGUUCUAUUAUUAAAGAAACAAUGUGACAAUUAAUACUGAUGAAAACUAUCAGUCUCUGACAUAAAAGGAGCUCACAAAAUAUCUCAAGUGCUAUUCAGUGUCAUCUAUCUCAUCAUGCAUUUUGCAAAGGCUAAGAUUAAAAUUCAUAGCUUUGAAUAGCACUUCAUGCUUUCCAAACAUUUAUACAUUUUGUAUCAGAGUCGAUCUCGGCGUUCUUGUGUGUGAAAUAGGACAUCGAGUCACCAUCCUGUUCGUUUGACGUGAAGAUUCAGAAAAGUUGAAUGAUUUCCCAAAGAUUCCAGUUUAUUCACAAGAAGUUGCUCGGGGGCCCCUCUUCAUAGCCAUGUCUGUUACUUUAUGCAGCUCAGCACCGGUGCUGGGACUGGGAAUUGCAAGCAUAUGAAAUCUAAAUCUUUAUUGAUUUCAUUUUCCUUCAACUUUCCCUGAAACGGCAGUGACUUUGCAAACGCUCAGGAGAAUGGGAGAGUCAGCUCCCUACGCUUGGUUCCUUGGGAGUGUCUCAGUAAGAAUGAACUCUGCAAAGAUCAGCAGUAUGUGUGGGUGGUGGUGGGGCCGAGGGGGGGGGCAGGAGGAGGGCAAUCUAGUGGCCCAGAUGCUCAACCUCUUUAGCUGGAUGUUUACUUCAGCCAAGCCCCAAACUGUUCACGCUGAAGUCAGAGGGGUUGUGCUCCCUUCCCUGAAGGAAACCCGGUCUUAGAAAAAAUUUAGAAUCGAUAGUGACCUGAAGAGUGAAGCUUAAGGGGUGAUCAAUAGAGGCUCCGAUCAAAAAUAUCCCUCCCUCCCUCUCUGUUUGUUUCCCAGGUUCCUGAAUUUUAUCAGCAACUUAUUGCUUUGGUUCUUAAAGGUUUUAUUUUGGUCUUAAAUGAGUCCCUUUGCUCAUUCGCUAGAGAGAGGAAAUGCUUUAAGCUGUCAUAAACUAGCAUCUUCACGCUGAGCGUAUCUGAUUCCUGUCUAGCCAUGACCUGUAACUGAGAAGAAGGUCUGGUUCGAGGGAAUCGUGGAGCCAUGGGGGCUUAGGGGGCGUGCGUGUGACUCUCGAGGAGGUGGAAGGGCUCCUAAGGGGAAGCAGGUCUUUCAAAAGUAGAAGGUCUUCGGUAUGUGCUGGCAAACAGUUGAAAAGUAAAGAAGUGACGAGUAGGGAGUUUUGUUUUUUUUUUCCCCCCAAAGAUGAGAGCAGGCUACAGCCGCGUGGACUGUGAUCCUCUUGGUGCUUAAAGGAGUAGUAAAAAAAGUAGAAAUCUGGAUCGUGGAUGACUUUGAGGGACUCGUGGAGAUGAAAAUGCUGCGUCACAGGAGGGCCAAGAAUCCUGAUCCGUUAUUUUCUUAACAUUUUCCUUUCCCAUAGCUUUUGUGCCUCCACGGUACUAGAACUCCAGCUGGAAGUCUCCAGGCUGGCUGUCGGGACUGGCUGGCUGUGUGGUCUCGGUUCUGAGGAGCAGGCCCGACUGGACACUGUCCUUCUCCUGGACACUUCCGGCAUUUCUUCUUCUAUUUCAACUGGACAUAACAAGCUCCCAACCGUUCCCUCAUCUGGACCCUCCUGGACAUAGCAGACUCCCCCCUGCGAUGUUGAAGGAGCCCUUCUGGGUAUUAGGGCAGGCUCCCAGGCCUUUGUGUUUUAUAGACUAAGAGAAGUAAUGAACUUGGACCCAUCCUGACCACACUGGACGCUGCCAUCCUGCCUUGCAAAAGGUGCUGAGAGUCCCAGAGGGCCGGCCUUGCUCUCACACACAGCAGCACCCGCCAGACAAAAGUCCCUGAACUUCUGGGCAAGAACUGGCCGAGACCCUCACAGCUGCGGGUGGAAGCACACUUUCUUGAGCCUGCGUUCUAAUUUCUCUGUGGAAUCGACUGCACACUGUCAUCUCUGGACAGCUUAAGUGGAACUGUGUGACUCCCAUGUUCUCCCAAGCCACAGAGACACUCACUCUUGGGCCUGAUGCUUGUAUUGAUCAACCUCAGAUCUGACCAGGAAAGCGGCAUUUGGAGGCGACAGAGUUUGUGUGAUUUAGCCGUUGUUCCGUUUGUCUUCUGCCCAUCUGUCAUUUUCCUUUUUUUCCCCCGUGCUUCUCUUUGCUUUGCUUUUCUCCCUCCAUCCCACCCUCUCCACCCCACUCUCUCCACAUCAAAAGUGGAGAUUUCUGGAGUUUUCUCACUUUAUUUUUCACUGAAGGUGUCAAAGAUGAAAGACAUGGGUAAGAAAAACAAAACUUUGGACUUUUAUCUGGUGCCCAUUUUAGGUGUAAAGCUAGUUAUUCAAUAGAUAGAAAUUAUUUCUCUCAAGAGGUACUUCCUUUAGUUUUUGUGCAAUAAUAUGUAUGAACUCGGGUACUAGGAGAUUGUAUUGUGACGCUAUCAAUCUUUAUUGCUAUUUAAAAAAAAUGAUAGUUUGUAGAACUGAGGAUUUCCAUUGAUGUGAAGCACAAUUUAAUGAAUAAGUUACCAUAUUAAACUGUUGUGAUGUCAAGAGCAA
Messenger RNA from Sorex araneus (European shrew), 6291 nucleotides. Its product is annotated as heparan-sulfate 6-O-sulfotransferase 3. The record is from RefSeq and is a predicted model, not a curated record. Gene Ontology annotation, molecular function: heparan sulfate 6-sulfotransferase activity. The transcript has 2 exons. NCBI's taxonomy places the organism in Eukaryota, Metazoa, Chordata, Mammalia, Eulipotyphla, Soricidae. Gene Ontology annotation, cellular component: membrane. The coding region runs from base 20 to 709 and encodes 229 amino acids.